AUGGAAGAGGAAAAUAAAAAAAAGCAAUAUCUCCAUGUAGCAGUUUGUACUGGUGAUGUUGACCAAGUUCGUGAUAUUCUCGAAAGUGACUCGUCUUGUGUGAACGACUAUAAUCGUUAUUUUCAGACAUCUCUAAAUUUAGUCUGUAAUAGCUCCUAUCAUCCUGACAAUAAAUUUCGAAUUAUGCAACUACUGAUUGAUUAUGGGGCGGAUGUAAAUAUACGAGGAAUUCAUGAAGAAUCACCACUGACUUUGGCCAUCGAACAAAAUCAUAUCAAUGGUAUCAAGCUCCUUAUACAAAGUGGAGCUGAUCCAACUUGGGCUUUGAUCAAGAUGGUUAAUCAACUAGAAAAAACUUCCUUUAAUGUUAUAAGGAUUCUGAUAGAACACAUGAACUUAGACUCUAAUAUUAUUGAAUAUAAAUAUGGUACGCUUUUAGAUAAAGCAAUUUCCCUCAAAGAUUUCGAUUUAAUGCAAAUGCUUGUAGACCUUGGCAUAAAGAGUACGGAUAUUUAUCACAGAUUAUCAUGUCUGUGUACGGCAAAAAGCUCAACUUCUGUGCUGCUGCAGCGGCUUAUCGAGUACCUGCUAAGCCACGCGACUAAAGUAGAUUCACACGGUCACUUUACGUUAAAAGCACUCAAGUGCUAUAUGGUGACAUAUUAUCACCACGACAAAAGACACUGGAAUACAUGUAGCCUAAAAAAGUAUCUACUGGAGCGGGGCAUCGAUGACGACGACGAUUUGGGUGAUUCUGACCUUCAUAGAGCUGUCCGAAAUGAAGACAAAGAACUUGUCCAAUCUUUGCUCGCAAAGGGAUCGAAUGUCAAUGCGAGAAAUAAUUUUGGUGACACGCCACUGCAUUUGCUGUUUGCAGUAUAUGAGCCCACUAGGGAGGAAUUUUACUACGACUUUACUAAGCUCCUCAUUGAAUAUGGUAAGUUGUACAAGCAUUAUGAUUUGAAUCGAACGUAG
This is a messenger RNA of Copidosoma floridanum, 975 nucleotides long. RefSeq names its product putative ankyrin repeat protein RF_0381. NCBI's taxonomy places the organism in Eukaryota, Metazoa, Arthropoda, Insecta, Hymenoptera, Encyrtidae. The record is from RefSeq and is a predicted model, not a curated record.